Molecule: messenger RNA, 2985 nt
Organism: Trichomonas vaginalis G3
Lineage: Eukaryota; Parabasalia; Trichomonadida; Trichomonadidae
Product: A-type inclusion protein-related family
Exons: 1
Coding region: 1-2985 (994 amino acids)
Source: RefSeq, a predicted model, not a curated record
AUGUUGCAAGACUCUGCUAGCCCUGUCUAUAAGGGUUCUAGCGAUGUUCGAGCAAUACCACAAUUUGUCAACCUCUCAAAUUUCAUACACGAUGUUGACAGCAAAAAGGAUAAGCAAAAACAGCUAAAUGAAAAAGAAAUUACGAAAUUGCAAAACCUGACUGACGAUUUAUUAGGUGCAAUCGAUAAAAAGAACAGAAGUGAGAUCAUUCCAUUACUAAAAAGAAGCUUUAGCAUGAUUUCUAAUAAUACUCCUAUUGAUAAAAUGGUAAAUGAUGAUAGUGAUCAAAUAAUCUCGAAUAACUCAUCAAAUUCUGUCGAAAUUGCUGAGCCAGAACCGGUUUCUCUUCAAAAAAAUCGAUCAGAUGAUUCAAGUUACUGGAAAGAGCAAAUCAAAAGAAUACAAACAGAGUCAACCGAAACCAUUGAGCAAUUGAAGAAGAAAAUGGCCCUAAAAGUCUUAAAAAUCACUCAGCUUAAAGAAGAAGUUGAUUAUCUUCAAAAUCAGUUAGCCGAAAAGGAUCAAAUCAUUGGAAAACAAGAGAAUAAGAUUGCCAAACUCGAAGAUCUAUUUUACGACACUGAUAAAAAAGUCCAAGAAUUAAAUAACAUUGUAGAGCAUCAUAAUGAUGUUGAAAAGGACUUGGAUGAUAAUAUCAAAGAAAUAGAGGAACUUAGAAUGGAAAAUGAAGAACUGAAAACUCAAAAUCAAAAACUUAUUAAAUUUAUCGAUGAAAUAGGAGAAGAAUACUCUAAAUAUACACCACAAAUGCAAUCACUUUCAAGUCAAAAGGAACAACUCGCAAAUUGUGUUUACAAAUUGUUAAAUUUAACACAAAAACUUCCAAAUCCAACAAAACAAGCUCAGAAUCAAACAAAUUCAGAUGAUUUAUCAAGUUUAGUUAAUAAGAUAAACUCGUCUGCUCAAAAUGAUGAAAUUAAAACAAUUAAUUCCAAAGAUAUCUCAGAAAUCAGAAAAUUACAAGAAAUGGUUGAUGUUUUAAUGCAGAGUAAUAAUGAAAAUACUAAACCAGAGAGUAUUGAUGCAUCAAAACAAAAGUUAGCUGAUAUUAUUUACUCACAAAUGAGAUUCAUCAACGAUAUCGCUAAUAACAACAAUCCAGAGUCAAUAGUUAUAUCAACGGUACCAGAAGAUCAACUCACAAACCUUGUAGAGUCUUCUUGUCGAAAUGUUCAGAACUUUUUGAACGAAAACAAUAUAAAACUGACUCAUGAAUCAUCACAAUUCACUGAUUUGGUUGAUGUAGCAGGCGAAAUUGCUAUUUCUGAUGAUCUUGGCCAGUUAAUUUACACAAUGAAAAAUAAUAUUAUUGUUUCUGAAGAAGAAAGAUUAACUUUCAUACUUCAACUUGCUACUGCUAAUAAUCUUCUUAGAAGAUAUGCUCAAGAAUCCCAGAAAAUGCUAGAAUUUUUAAGUAAUCAAAACAAAUCUCUUAAACAAAGCCAAACCAAACCAGAAAAUGUUGCCAAACAAGAUGCAAGUGUACAAAUCAAUCAAACUGUUGAUAAUAACAAUGAAAAACUUCAAAAUGUUUUGAAAUUAUUGCAACAAUGCAAGAAGGCGCCUCAAUCACGUGAUGCUGCCAACAUGAUCAAUAAUGUUAUAUCUUAUAUCAGUGCAGACGCAGAAUUACCUGAUGAUUCCGCUUAUGUCAAAAAAUUAGAAAAUAAACUUCAAGUUCAGAAGGCGAAAUACACUGAUACAUUGAAGAAAUACAAGAAUAUCAUCUUAGAAUUGGAAAAGAAGCUUGAUCAAGACAUAGAAGACAUGAAAUCUCAAAAAUCAGAAAUUUCUUCUUUACAAAACCAAAUUGAAGCUCUAAAACAAGAGAAUUCUGCCAAAGAUCAGUCCCAUAAAGAAGAAAUCGACUCGUUAAACAAGAAAUUACUUCAAAAGAACAACGAAAUGAAAUCUCAAACAGAUUCAAUGAACAAAAUGCAAGAAGAUAUGAAAAACGAAAGAUUCAACCUCAAAAGAAACUAUCUCAAGGCUCUAAAUACAAUUAAACAAGAAGUUCAAAGGAUUAAUCAAGAAUUUGAAAAUAUUUCAGAGUUUUUACAGACAAUAUUCUCUAUUUAUCAUAAUAACAUGAAGAUAAACACUGUUUAUAUCCAGAAAUCAUAUGAUAAUGUCAUUCUUGCCCAAAAUGAGGAAAAAGAAAAUCUUAUGAACGAAAUUGAACAAAAUAAGAUCGAAUCGAAGAAUCUAAGUGAUGAACUUGAAAGAGCAGUAACUCUUGCAGGUACUUCAGGUGAAAAUGUUGCACAAUUACAGCAGAAACUGCGAACAAUUGAACAAAAACUAAAAUUGACAGAAGAAAGACACAAAAGUGACAUAAUUUUAAUGAAAAAACAAUUUGAAUUCCAAUUAUCUUCUAAGGAUGUUUUGAUUGCACAGAAGGAAGAGAAAGUCAAAGAUGAAUACAACAGACUUUUAUUGGAAUCUUAUGCAAAAAUUUGCCGCGGAUUCAAAGAAUUUUACGAUGUAACAAAACCGAUUUCGGAAGAAACAAUUGAAUACAUUAUAAAAAGUGUCAAUGAAAAAAUAUCUCAAUUGAAUGAGAUGAAACAAAAAACAUUGAAUGCUGAAGUUGAAUUAGAAAAAAUUAAGAAAUGCUUACCAUAUCCAACUACAAAUAUUUCAGUAGAAAUUACCAAAAUGGCCGACCAAAUAAAAGAUUUACAAGAGAAAUAUAAAGUUGUUUUGAGCGAGAAAGAGAAAAUUGGAUAUGAUAUAAAGAUGUUACCCAAGUACAAAGAAGCAUAUUCUAAUCUGAGAGAUUGGGAAAUUUGGGGAAAGAGAGUGAUUUCCUCAAUUCCUUAUAAUAAAUUCGAAUCUGGUUCUAAUUCUGUUGAAAUUAGAAACCAAAUUGAAAAAUAUGUUAAUUCUAGAGCUCAUGAAAAGGUUUCUGGUCCUCCAGAAGCCCCAGCUCAACCUUUGUUUGCAAGAUAUUUAUUAACUUAA